UGGAUCGCUGACGGGCCGAGAGAGGGUUUUAUUAUGGAUUCCGACUGAGGCGAAAUCUGGCCCUUCUGCGGCUCGUUUGGAGCGACCUCUCCCCUUCAGGAAUUUAAUUAAAAUGCUGCUGUCAAUAGGAAUGCUAAUGCUGUCUGCCACUCAGAUUUACACCAUUCUCACAGUUCAGCUGUUUGCCUUCUUAAACCUGUUGCCUGUGGAGGCAGACAUUUUAGCGUAUAACUUUGAAAAUACAUCACGGACAUUUGAUGACCUGCCAGCAAGGUUUGGUUACAGGUUGCCCUCAGAAGGCUUAAAGGGUUUUCUGAUAAAUUCAAAACCUGAGAAUGCCUGUGAACCCAUAACUCCUCCGCCCCUGAAAGACAAUUCUUCCCGCACAUUUAUUGUAUUAAUCAGAAGACUUGAUUGCAACUUUGACACAAAGGUUUUGAAUGCUCAAAGAGCUGGCUUUAAAGCAGCCAUAGUUCACAAUGUUGAUUCCGAUGAACUCAUUAGCAUGGGAUCCAAAGACAUUGAGGUCUUAAAGAAGAUUGACAUUCCAUCUGUCUUUAUUGGUGAAUCAUCUGCUAAUGCCCUUAAAGAAGAAUUCACAUAUGAGAAUGGAGGCCAUAUUGUGUUAAUUCCAGAGUUCAACCUCCCUUUGGAGUACUACCUAAUCCCAUUCCUAAUCAUUGUGGGGAUCUGUCUCAUACUUAUUGUUAUUUUUAUGAUUACAAAAUUUGUCCAGGACCGACACAGAGCAAGAAGGAACAGGCUUCAAAAAGAUCAGCUUAAGAAGCUUCCAGUACAUAAAUUCAAGAAAGGAGACGAGUAUGAUGUUUGUGCCAUUUGUCUGGACGAAUAUGAGGAUGGGGAUAAGCUCAGAAUCCUUCCCUGCUCUCAUGCAUAUCACUGCAAGUGUGUGGAUCCCUGGCUGACUAAAACCAAGAAAACAUGCCCUGUGUGUAAGCAAAAAGUGGUCCCUUCUCAGGGGGAUUCGGACUCUGAAGCAGACAGCAGUCAGGAAGAAAAUGAAGUCUCUGAGAAUACUCCUUUGCUUAGGCCACUGGCUUCGGUCAGCACUCAGUCUUUCGGGGCACUGUCUGAGUCUUACACCAAUCCAAACAUGACAGAGUCUUCAGACUACGAGGACGAUGAGGAGGAGGAAGAUAUUGACAGUAGCGAUGCCGAGAAUGGAGCAACAGAAGAGAGUGUGGUAGUCCAGCUUCAGCCCAAUGCUGAACGAGAUUACAAAGUGGCAAAUACUGUUUGAACUUCAGGACUGCAAAGAAAAGUGUUACAUGAACUCCUCUGGCCAGAGAACUCUCCUUUAUGUAUGCAUACAUAGGGGAAGCAUUGUGACCCUCCAGUUGCUUCAGUGUAAGCAGCUGUUCAUAUAGUGUUCUGUAUAGUUUAAUCGCAUUGCAGGUUCUCCUUUUUUGUUUUGUUCAUAUUUGUCUUUUGAGGACAAGCAUUUUAACUGGACUUCACAAACAGCCAUGAGUAACAAGCGCUCCAACACGGCUACCCACCUGGAUCUAACAAGCACUUCAGUCACUGCAGGUAAUGCACACAAACAGAGAUGCUACUUCAGUUGUCAGCAUCUGUUUGAAAUGGAGUUAUGCCAAGGUAAAUAUUUCCCCCCUACAUAUAGUCUGUAGCAAAUAGGUAUGUCUGUGAGAACUUUUCACAGAAAAGCCAACAUUACACAACCAAGAUUGGCCCUCUUUAGUAUUCAAUCAUGAUCAUUUUCAGCGGAUGAGAACAAGACCUUUGAUCUCCACUGAAGCAGCUUUUCCAGUCAUCUCACUGUGCAGUACAAGGUUGUAAAAUUCAAACUUAAUUUUUUUUCCAAAAAAUGUUUAGGCCUUAAUCAGAACAAUGUAUUCACACACCACUGACAUCAACUCAGCUAGUCCCCCCCCCCAAUGAAACAGGUGGGGGACAAACUGAAAGGCAACUCCCAUGUCAAACCACAUAUAGAAAACUGAGUCGUAUUGUGUGCUCUUUUCACAAAUCAUAUACCUCUUUAUAAGGAGCAUGUGAUGAUGCAUUAGUCUGCUAAAACUAUGCACAUAGAGAAUCAGACCAAGUACUGGGUUUGAAAAUGAGUGCUUAUAAAUAUCUAACAGGAUUCUACUUACAGUGUAUCAUGAAAAGAUUAAAUUAUAUACAGUUGUAACUAUGUAGAAAGUAACCACACUACUGUAUAAUCAAACUGCAAACAUUUUUUAUAUGGUCUUGUAUAGGGAAGUUUGAAAGAAUGUUAAUAAACUUGUUUUCCACUUUA
Messenger RNA from Gekko japonicus, 2278 nucleotides. It is a transcript of the gene RNF13, whose product is annotated as ring finger protein 13. Lineage: Eukaryota; Metazoa; Chordata; Lepidosauria; Squamata; Gekkonidae. The coding region runs from base 113 to 1261 and encodes 382 amino acids. The record is from RefSeq and is a predicted model, not a curated record. The transcript is spliced from 10 exons. Gene Ontology annotation, biological process: positive regulation of DNA-templated transcription; protein ubiquitination; ubiquitin-dependent protein catabolic process. Gene Ontology annotation, cellular component: nucleoplasm; cytoplasm. Gene Ontology annotation, molecular function: ubiquitin protein ligase activity.